Messenger RNA from Panicum hallii, 3161 nucleotides. RefSeq names its product alpha-mannosidase-like. The transcript is spliced from 28 exons. The coding region runs from base 117 to 3161 and encodes 1014 amino acids. Gene Ontology annotation, biological process: mannose metabolic process. Gene Ontology annotation, molecular function: carbohydrate binding; alpha-mannosidase activity. NCBI's taxonomy places the organism in Eukaryota, Viridiplantae, Streptophyta, Magnoliopsida, Poales, Poaceae. The record is from RefSeq and is a predicted model, not a curated record.
CCGGUUGAAAACAAACGCAUUGCAGGCCGGCCGGCCGGCACGCACUCCGACUACUCCGCUCACCCACCGUGCCGCGCGAGCCUAGCGUAGCUCUCUGCUGGUGCCGGUCGGCCGUCAUGGGGCCGGCGCUUCUCCUGCUGGUGGUGGUGGCAGCGGCGGCGCUCGCGGUUACGGAGGCGUCCACGUCGGCGUUCGCGGCGGCGUCGAACAACGCGACGGCGCCGCCGCCGCCGCCGCCGACGGUGGUGGCGGGCAAGCUGAACGUGCACCUGGUGCCGCACUCGCACGACGAUGUGGGCUGGCUCAAGACCGUCGACCAGUACUACGUCGGCUCCAACAACACCAUCCAGGGCGCCUGCGUCAUGAACACGCUCGACUCCGUCGUCGACGCGCUCGCCAGGGACCCCGCCCGCAAGUUCGUCGUCGUCGAGCAGGCUUUCUUCCAAAGGUGGUGGGCAGAGAAAAGCCCGACAAUCCAAGCCAUAGUCCACAAGCUGGUCGAUUCGGGUCAGCUAGAGUUCAUAAAUGGUGGGUGGUGUAUGCAUGAUGAAGCUGCUGUACAUUACAUUGACAUGAUUGAUCAGACCACACUUGGUCACCGGCUGAUCAAGAAACAGUUCAACAAGACUCCAAGAGCUGGCUGGCAAAUUGAUCCUUUUGGUCAUUCUGCAGUUCAAGCAUAUUUGCUUGGAGCAGAGCUUGGUUUUGAUUCUGUACAUUUCGCAAGAAUUGAUUACCAAGACAGGGCAAAGAGGAAAGCAGAUAAAGGCCUAGAGGUCAUAUGGCGCGGCUCAAGAACUUUUGGUUCAUCUUCACAGAUCUUCACAAAUGCAUUUCCUGUUCAUUAUAGCCCACCAGAUGGCUUUGACUUCGAAGUUUUGGAUGAAAUCAUACCUGUUCAGGAUGACCUGUCACUCUUUGACUAUAAUGUCGAACAACGUGUGAAUGAUUUUGUUGCUGCAGCAAUAGUACAGGCAAAUGUUACGCGUACAAACCACAUCAUGUGGACGAUGGGGGAUGAUUUUAACUACCAGUAUGCUGAAUCCUGGUUCCGGAAUAUGGACAAACUUAUCGAACAUGUGAACAAGGAUGGCCGAGUGCACGCACUGUAUUCUACCCCCUCCAUCUACACAGAUGCCAAACAUGCAUCAAAUGAAUCGUGGCCAGUAAAAUAUGAUGAUUAUUUUCCCUAUGCUGAUUCAACAAACGCAUACUGGACUGGGUAUUUUACAAGCCGUCCAACAUUCAAGCGAUAUGUUCGAGUGUACAGUGGAUAUUACCUGGCUGCUCGUCAAAUAGAAUUUUUAGUGGGUAGGAGUUCCUUAGGAUUAUUCACUUCCAGCUUGGAAGAUGCAAUGGGAAUUGCCCAGCAUCAUGAUGCAGUCUCAGGUACUGCGAAACAGCACACAACUGAUGACUACUCAAAACGGCUUGCUCUUGGAGCAUCAAAGGUUGAAAAUGGUGUCAACACUGCUCUGACUUGUCUCACAAGCUCCAACGGAACAUGUGUGUCCUCUGUAACAAAAUUUGAACAGUGCCCACUUCUGAAUAUAAGCUACUGCCCUUCAACUGAGAAAGCAAGUUCAGCAACAAAGAGUCUAGUUGUAGUUGUUUACAAUCCUCUUGGAUGGGAACGUAGUGACUUCAUAAGGGUUCCUGUCAAUGAUGAAAACCUAGCUGUAAAAAACUCAGAUGGAACUAUUGUUGAGUCCCAACUAGUUGAGGUUGAUAACCUGACCGACAAUUUAAGGAAGUUUUAUGUGAAGGCUUAUCUUGGAAUCACAUCAGACAAGGCCCCUAAGUAUUGGCUAAUAUUUCACGCUUCCGUACCACCAAUGGGAUGGAAUUCUUACUACAUUUCGAAACCCACUGGAGCAGCAUACAACGGUACUGGGAAUGUCUCUGCGGUGGUUUCUCCAAGUAACGACACAAUUGAAGUUGGGCCAGGGCCUCUAAAGAUGUCCUUUUCAUCAGCAUCUGGACAACUCAAGAGGAUGUUCAAUUCCGUCUCAGGAGUGGAUUUACCAAUUCAGCAAAGCUUUCUUUGGUAUAGAUCGAGUGAAGGUGAUUCCAUGGACUCACAGGCAUCUGGAGCUUAUAUUUUUAGACCUGAUGGUAAUACGCCAACUACUGUUUCAUCAUCGGUGCCACUGAAAGUUAUCUGUGGACCUCUGGUCGAUGAAGUACAUCAACAAUUCAGCUCAUGGGUAUAUCAGAUUACACGACUCUACAAGAACAAGGAGCAUGCUGAAAUUGAAUACACGAUUGGACCAAUCCCUAUUGAUGAUGACAUAGGGAAGGAGGUUAUCACACGAAUGACAGCAAAUAUGGUCACGAACAGUACAUUUUAUACGGAUUCUAACGGAAGGGAUUUCCUCAAAAGGGUGAGAAACUUAAGGGAAGAUUGGGAUCUUCAAGUUACUCAACCUGUUGCAGGAAAUUACUAUCCGGUUAAUCUGGGACUGUAUAUAGCAGAUGGAAAGUAUGAACUAUCUGUACUUGUUGAUCGUGCUGUUGGAGCAUCAAGUAUCCAGGAUGGUCAGCUAGAGAUUAUGCUACACAGGCGUUUGCUUAAAGAUGAUGCUCGAGGUGUUGGAGAACCACUAGAUGAAGUUGUUUGUGUGGGUGAAGAUUGCGAGGGGCUCACGGCCAGGGGCACUUACUAUGUCAAUGUCGAAAACAUAGGGCACGGAGCUCAUUGGCGACGUACAUAUGGCCAGCAAGUCUAUUCGCCCUUUCUCCUUGCUUUUGCUCAUGAGGAGGAGACAAGAUGGAAAUCCUACAGUGUUCCUAAAGCUAGCAUGAUGGAUGCAAACUACAGUCUUCCUGAUAAUGUCGCAAUCGUCACUUUGCAGAAUCUAGAUGAUGGUACCACACUACUCCGCUUGGCCCAUCUUUUCCAGGCUGCUGAGGACCCUCAAUAUUCAGUGCUAGCAAAAGUUGAUCUGAGAAAGGUGUUCGGGAAGAGAACUAUUAAGGAAUUGACCGAGACUAACCUUUCUGCAAAUCAGAAGAAGUCAGAGAUGAAGAAGCUCAACUGGAAGGUCGUCGGGGAAACUGAAAAUGGUCCCGACCCGAUAAAAGGCGGCCCCAUUGAUACUCAAGCUCUGGUUAUUGAGCUGGGACCCAUGGAGAUACGCACGUUCUUGCUGAAGUUUUAA